This is a messenger RNA of Drosophila ficusphila, 659 nucleotides long. RefSeq lists its product as uncharacterized. The coding region runs from base 74 to 565 and encodes 163 amino acids. The transcript has 2 exons. NCBI's taxonomy places the organism in Eukaryota, Metazoa, Arthropoda, Insecta, Diptera, Drosophilidae. The record is from RefSeq and is a predicted model, not a curated record.
UUUAAGCCAAUCAAUACACCACACUUUCUUAAAAAUUUCUGGAUACAUGUACAUUUGUCUGACGUAUUGAAUAAUGGAUUUCGCAAAAACUUCUAGCGUUGAGGAAACCGAAAACACAGAAAAUAUUACACAUUCCAAAAACUUGCACGAAAAUGUGACAAAAUUUUUUGACACCAUAGGAAAUAUUUCACGAAAUAUGCGCAAGGAUGAUUGGACAUACUUACAAAGCCAUCCGGAGAUAAGAGCUAUAAUUCGGGUUAUUACGACCGAGGCGAUCAAAGCCAAGCCUUCUAAUAUAUAUCACUUUGCGGCUAGUCUAUUUGACUGCGACAAGGACCAGGAGUUGGUGGAAAAGAUAAAUAAGCAACUUAAGUGGGUCAACGAGCAGUUAAAAGGAGGCACUUGGAAUCCUGCAGAUGGAAAUAUGUUUUUUUCCUCAUCCAGCGAAAACCCUUCUGAAAACGAUCGUAAAUGCCAAAAUAACUUCAACUCUACCGAAAAACUGGAAGUGUCUGAAAAACUAGUUUGUCCGGAAAACUAUAAGCCCAACUGUAAAAAAUGUUAGGAAAUGAGGUUUUGAAAAUUCAAAAAAUUUAAUAAAUACGGCUAUUUGAUAUUGCCCCAAAACUGAUGCUUGUCAACUAUGCCGAAAUAAAAUA